This is a messenger RNA of Doryrhamphus excisus (bluestripe pipefish), 9033 nucleotides long. It is a transcript of the gene aff2, whose product is annotated as AF4/FMR2 family, member 2. Gene Ontology annotation, molecular function: G-quadruplex RNA binding. Lineage: Eukaryota; Metazoa; Chordata; Actinopteri; Syngnathiformes; Syngnathidae. Gene Ontology annotation, cellular component: nucleus; nuclear speck. Gene Ontology annotation, biological process: regulation of RNA splicing. The record is from RefSeq and is a predicted model, not a curated record.
CCUGGCGGAAGGAGCCGCUUGUGUCUACUCUCGUCUCCCCGACACGCACACGCACACGCACGUACGCACACAGCGUGUCAGUAGCCCAUGUAGACCAACGUAGCAGCAGUUUGGAUUUCCAACAGCAGGCAGGCAGCAGGAAUCGGUCAUGGAUCUUUUUGAACUGGACUUUUUCCGAGACUGGGAGCUGGAGCAGCCAUGCCAUUUGGAGUCGGAGCGCAGCGUUCUGAAAAGGAGGGAAUGGGAGAGGAGGAACCAGGAGGUCCAGCAGGAUGAGGACUUGUUCUCAACCGGAUUCAACCUGUUUGGAGAACCUUACAAAACCAAUAAAGGCGACGCGUUGGCGAGUCGGGUCCAGAACACGCUUGGCUCCUAUGAAGAAAUGAAAGACCUGCUCACCAGCCAUUCCAACCAGAGCCACCUAGUGGGGAUCCCCAAAGGCGGCCCCGCCAGCAACAACACGCAAACACCGACCACUUCAGCAACCGAGUCCCAGCUUUUUACCCAAGCCUUGAACACGGGCCCCGAGGGGGCAGGCGUGGAGGGCGGAGGGGAAAAACGAACAGGGUGCGUAUCCUCGUCCACCUCCUCGUCCACCUCCUCGUCCACCUCCUCGUCCAUGCAACCUCCUGCAGCGACAUCAUCAUCAUCAUCAAGUUCACACACCUCCAAAAAGUCUCGGAGCUCCGUGGAGUGGUCCAAAGGGGGCCAUGCGCCAAGCACCACGGGAACAAACCUGCUUCUGGGGUCGGGGCAAGGUCAAGGUCAAGGUCAAGGUCAGGCUCCGGGAGCUGCAAAUGGAAGAGGGAAAGCGUUUGAGGAGCAGCAGAUCCAAAGGCACGAGCAGCUUUUCAGCUCACUGAAAGAUGAACUGGGGCUCAAAAGAGACUUGAGCCCUUCUUCGUCGUCUUCAUCUUCCUCUUCCUCCGCCUCCUCUGGGAGACGCCAUCCUGCCCUCCCUUCGAAAACACUUCCUCUCCCAGACGCUGGCAACUAUCGAUCUUCUGCCAUGGAUGGUGGCCACUGCAAACCUUCUGGCUCCCCUUUAGAAAACGAGACAGGCCCCCACAUCUCCAUGUCCUCCUCCCCGCUGGCCUCCACGUCGCUUUUGUCAACAACGCCUGUACCUGGUCUGACCACUCCCACAGCCACCUUCCCACCCGGGAAGCCCGUUGCAGUGCAGCAGAAGCCAACGGCGUACGUUCGACCAAUGGACGGCCAGGACCAGGCGCCCAUCGACUCGCCACAACUAAAACCACCUCUGGUGGCACCGGAGGGGUUCAACUGUGGUCCGGCUUACGGUGGAAACUCUGGGAACAUGAAGAACAAACUGCCAAAACUGAGUCUGAGCCACACCGCCGAGGUCAGCAUUCCAAAUGACUCCAGCUGUGUUGAAGAGAUUCUGCGGGAGAUGACCCACUCAUGGCCACCCCCUCUCACCGCCAUUCACACGCCAGGAAAAGCGGAUCAGACCAAGUUCCCCAUCCCGAGCAAGGAGUCCCAGCAUGUGACCUCAGGCUACAACACUCAGAAGCGCUGUCCCGUAUCGUCUAACAAGCCUGCAGUGAAACCACCAACGGCACCACAGAAGUCCAUGCUGGAGGAUGACCUGAAGAUCAGCAGCGAUGAAGAAGAGGCCGAACAACAGGUAUCUGACAAGCCCAAAGCCCGAGCGACAGCCUUGAGCGGUGCGUCGGGGAGCAGCAGUGAAUCGGAGAGCAGCUCGGAGUCGGACACAGACGAAUCAGAGAGCAGCUCCAGUGACAGCGAGUACAACCAGGCCACGCGCACCAACUCCCCUGAGCCUGAGCCAUCUUCGGCCAACAAGUGGCAGCUAGACAGCUGGUUGAACAAAGUCCAAGCCCAGACCAAACCUCUGGUGGCCCCACAGCAAGACCACCAUGUGGCAGGUUCUGUCACCAAAAUUCAGGAGACAUUCACACAACGCAGUGAGGCGGCAGGACUGGGUGCCGCUGCCAAAACCAAAUCCUGCGGGUCCAGCAGCACGGCUCUUCCCACAGCGCCGACAGCGGAGCACAAGGAUGGCAGGGGGACCUUCUGCCCAAGCAGAGAAAAAACGAAGGCCAAACUCAGCCAGAAGACAUCAGGGGAAGGUCAGAGGUCAAAGAUGAGGCUGUCACCCGCACCGAUGUCUGGACCGGAGGUCAGCACACCGAGGAGGACCACGACAGGGAAGAAACAGCCCAGACGACCAGAGAGGUCCAACAGCGUGGAGGACAAUCAGAGCCAGACGUGGAGCAGAGCAAACCAACCAAGCCCUGCAGUGAGGGAAAAGGAUCAAUUCCCUCCUUCCUCCUUGGAACAUCAGAACCCCCCCAGGCCGAGGAUCAAACCCCCAAGUGGAAAGUCGGCACCUCGGAAAGAACCUCGCAGUGCCACCGUGUCCAGCACCACAGUUGCAGUCCCUGUGGAACCCCAGCAAAGCAGCGUGCCGACGCCCGUUGUCAAUGUCAAUCAGGACAAGAGAAAGCACAGAGGUCCGAGUAGUCGACUCACACCCAAGUCCCGAGAGUUUGUCGAAACAGAUUCUUCAUCGUCUUCUUCCGAAUGCCAGUCGGAUUCGGAGGAAGCCAUCAAAAACGGCGCUUUGCCGCCUCCGUCGACGCGAGCCGGGAUGAAUGCCCAGACUCCAUCCCACUCGUACCCCCCUCCUCUCCCGUGUUUUGGCUUAGCCGGCGGGGUGGGAAGUUUGGGAGCCUUUGUCGGGAAGGGCCUUUGUGUCCGGGAUGGUAGCACCAGUGGGGCCGCUAGUAUUCACAGUAGCAGUGGAAGUAGUAGUACCUCUAGCACGCUAAGCAUUAGCAACAUAAGCGGUUCAUUCGGUACCUCUGUUCCUGACCCCGGAGGGUUAGGUGGACCCUGCAAGGACCCGGGGACCAUGUCACCACACUUUAACACUGGACAAGAUUUGCCUUUUUCCCCGCUUAGAGAAUACCAGGAGACUCCGAGUCUUUGGGUGAAGAUCGACCUGACCUUGCUUGACAGGGUCCCGGGAUGGGGUUUUAGUCAAAUGUCCCGGGUGGGAAUGAAGGAAAGGGACAGAACUGAAGGGAAAGUGUGUGAAAGACCAGGGGACAGGAUGGCGGUGCCUAACAGAGACCGACAAAAACAGGGUGACAGAGACUGGCAAGGACUCCGAGAAAGACCCAAGUUCCCCAAAGGCGAAGAACAUGAGCCAUUAGGGGCGGACGCGGGGAGGCAAGGUGACAGGGAAAGACGAACCGAGAGGGACGGGCAGGCGGACAGAGAGGACAGGGAAAGCUUCCAUUUAGGAGUAAGAGACAAUGUGACAGAGGGAAGACGAGAGAAGGUCUGUCAGGGUCCGGCCGUCCUGGAGAACCCCUGUGUGCAGGAAAAGACUCUUCCCAGACUUCCUGGGAAGACGCUGAGAGGAGAAGGUGGAGGAAAACACCGGAGGCAAGCGUCCAGCAACGCGGUCGUCCCGGUAGACAAACACACCAGCAGGAGCAAGAGGAAACACAAGUCGGACCACAGUGAUCCGUCCAUCAAUAGCAAUAAAAAGCUGCAGUUGGACAAAGACUGUCAGCUGCUCCCACCAUGCAUCUCUCCGAUACACAACCACAAAAACAGCUCUACGGAAUCUCUGAGCAGGAAACAGUCCCGGCGGCACGAUGAGAAGCUACUUCCUCCGCUUCUUUCCCCCCUCUCCGAAGAACCCCCCCACAAAAGGACCUGUGAGAGCAGUUCUUCUUUCAGCCAGGAGGGCGGCGCCACUGGGCCAUUGCCCUGCCCCAUCUCGUCCACGCACAGACACAGGAGAGAAAGCAAAGCAUUAUCGCAUGCAAGAAAUAAUGCUCUAAGUCUACCAGAUAGUGAGAAGCCUUGUGGGGACAGUUACCCUGCCAAUGGGCAGUCGGACUCAGACGCAUGGUCGGAACCAACGAUGGAACCUCCAGAAGCGCCCAGACGGAGACUGUCGUUUAGUGACACAGUCCACAGUGCAGACUACUACAUGCAGGAGGCCAAAAGGCUCAAGCACAAGGCUGAUGCUUUGAUGGACAAGUUUGGCAAAGCGGUCAACUACGCAGACGGCGCACUCUCUUUCAUCGAGUGUGGGAACGCCAUGGAGCGAGAUCCCCUGGAGGCCAAGUCACCAUAUACCAUGUACUCGGAAACCGUGGAGCUAAUCAGGUAUGCCAUGAGGUUGAAGAACUUCAGCAGCCAUUCAGCCAACAUUGCUGAGAAGAAACUUGCUGUCUUGUGCAACCGCUGUCUGUCUCUGCUGUAUCUGCGGAUGUUCCAUCUGAAGAAAGACCAUGCUGUCAAGUACUCACGCUCGCUGAUGGAGUAUUUCAAGAACUCAGCCAAGAGUUCCCACCAAGCACCUUCUCCCUGGAGGACCAAUGGGAAGAUCAACGGGACUCCAUCGCCACUCUCUCUCAGCCCUUCUCCGGCCAGCGGCGUAGGAGCAGCAUCAGGAGGUGCGGCGGUUUCGUCAGGCAGUGUCGCCAUUCCCCAACGCAUUCACCACAUGGCGGCCAGUCACGUGAACAUCACCAACAACAUCCUGCGUAGCUACGAACACUGGGAGACAGCAGAUAGAUUGGCUACUGGGAGUCAAGACUUCUUUGAGGAGCUGGACUCUGCCAUGGAUCCGUUGAGUCAGCAGAGCAGCAUGACCGAGCUGGUGCGGUACAUCAGACAAGGCCUGCACUGGCUCCGCCUUGAGGCUCACCUACUGUAGGCGCUGGACCACAGCCAGAUAAAAAUGAAGAAAAAAAUGUGCCUGGGAGCUCGAACUGGGAUGAGCGAGAUGACACCCACAAUGAUGCUUUAGUCCCCGCUGGGGGGCUUCCAUGACUCAUCACACCACGCUGCAGUAAUGGCAUGGACCAGGUGGAUUCAUUGGGCCAAAAUCCAUCGUCACUUAGGAAUGAAAGGCAAUCAUGUGAAUGUGACUGGCUGGGUACUAAUUAGCAGAAUGAAGCCGUGUUUGAUGUGGCUCUUGGAGAGACAACAAUGAUACUCGGGUGCAUGUAGUUGGGACCCCUCCCUGAGUGGGAUUAUAAGUUAGAUGUAUUUUUAGCAAGAUGGGAUGGUUUUCCAAAGGAAAGGAAGCGGCUGCUGUGAUUGAGAAGGACACGGCUUUGGAGGGAAGCGGUCCAGAGGAAACGUCUGAUACGAUCCAGCUGGGGAGUCAUACAAUACAUCAAUUAGAUAAGCAUCAUCACGUACGGAGGCUCCUUUACAAACACGACAACUGAAUGAACAAAGGCUAAGAUAGUCAGCGCUCUAAAUCAGGGCUGGCUGAGCGAGGCGGCCAUUGAGAAAUCCAUGUUUUCAUGUCCUGUCAAUCAUUCUAAAAGGGCAGUGGAAGCCCUUAGUGUGAGGCCAGCUAUUAAGCCAAGCCGUUCAUUACUAAGUUGUUUCCGUGGUUUUCACUCAAUUCUUAAAUGAUGCCAAACAUCAAGAAGAAUUGACACACGUAUGUAAAGGUCAGCUGGACAGGCGCUUCCUGGUUACCAACGCUCGCCCACAAGUUCAUUCAAACCUCAUUUGGUCCGUACAUGAGCUACCUGCUCCAAAGCUAGUUCAGGUGCAGCACAGGAAUGUAGUGUGUGUCUGUGAAGACACACUCAGGAAGGAUAACUCCCAAGUGGCCGUGUGCCAAAGAAAAGGAAAGCUCAGACGGAGAGACACGGCCAGCAUAGCCGAUCUUUUGGUUCGAAUCUCUCGACUGUCAUGACCAUCAUUAACUCAAAACCCCUUCAGUACAUUUUAGACCGUUCUGACUGAUCUUUCAACGCACACAGAAUAUUGUGCUCUACUUUUAUCCGCUCUUUAGUAGUCAGCAGUAGAACAUAGGUAAGUUUCAGCAAAAUAUCAGUUCCCAACUAAAAAAGCAUAACACAAAUAUGUUUUGCUUUCUAUCACAAUGUGAUACUAAAAGGGCUUUUUUAACAUCAAAAUAACUAUUUAUUUACAAUUUUCACAUUUGGAGCAGAGGUGUGUGUGUGUGCGCGCGAGUGUGUGUGUGUGUGUGUGUGUGUGUGUGUGUGUGCGUGUGCGCAUGUGUUAAAAUUUGCCAAACCUGAGCUUUGAUGUAAACUCUACAGUAGACCAAAGAAUUGAAGUCAAUCUCCCAAUGCCACACAAACUGCCUAUUUGUACGCCUUACUAUUUAAUAUGUCCUUUCUCGUGGCUCAGUUCCAGCUCCCAUGGUAAGCACCCCACCACCCCCACCCCCGCCCCACCCCAGCCCCCCCCAUGAGCAAUGGCAACUUUGGACAAGAUUGCAUUGGAUCCAAUCAGCACUGGACAUUUUGGUCGUGUGUUGUGUUGUUGUGUGUGUACUUGUACUGCUGAUUGUCACCAUGAGGACACUAAUGAUGUUUGUGCUCCACAAUAAUAGACUGUGACUCCUGAAAACAGUGACGUUGUUGUGUUGUUGUUGUUGUGCUUGUUUUUGUCAAUUCUAAAUGAAUGGACGAUCGACUGAUGUGAAACAAGAUGUUGAAAAUCUAUAUUCUGUAGUGUGUGUGUGUGUGUGUGUGUGUGUGUGUGUGAUUGUGGUUGCCUUCACACAGCAACUAAUUUAUGGACAGAGUUUCCAGGGGUAUACUGCAAAGGUGGCUUAGCGAGGUGUUUUGAGUUUUCAGAGUCCAGUGAACGUGGGAGCAGGAAUAAUUCGGUCAAAACUAAGAUGGGAAUGGUACUUUGGGAUCACACUGAUUUGCUAGUUAGCAUUAGCCGAUUCAGUCUUCGGGAAAGCGACUUUUGGCCGAGAGAAUAUGUUCCUUUUGCUCACUUUUUGAGCCAUGCACCAGGAAUAAAAUGCAAUAUGAAAUAUUAACAGCCAACAUUAGCAGACGUAUAUGUCACAGUAGUCCUUGCAUGAGUGCUCAGUCCUCUUCUGUUACAAUAUUUGCGGAGGAAUCAGCACUCGGAGGCAUCUUUCAACUGCAACAAAACAUUUCUUUUUGUUAUUUAUUUUAUGUACUAUAUGUGUUAAUAUGUAAAAGCUGUGCAAUGUUGGUCAAUGAAGGACUAGUACGGUACUAGUACUAACUAGUAUAGUUAGUAUAAUAAUCAGGAUUAACUUGCACAUUUACACACUCAGUAUUAUUUUACCAACGGUCCUCCCUCGCUCUACUGGCAGCAAGUGUUGCUCAUCUUGUGUCUGGGAUCGCUUGGCUUUGAGCGCAUGUCCAAUAAUAUGACAUCAUAUUAUUACCAUAAUACGACUUCUAUGUGAACGCGCACGGAGCACAAAGCCGAGAACUUGACAAAGGAAGUUGAUAACCACGGUUGCAGUACACUUCAACUUUGUUUGGGGAACUUUUGGGAACGUUUUGUUGAGCUGCAUCUUGAGCACAAAGCCUGGGUUUGUUGAUCUGAUUUGGCAGUAUACCCCCCCCCCCCCCCCCCCAUCCCCCAUCCCCCUCCUGCUGUGUUGUUUUGUUUAUUUUUCUGUCAUGGUCUGUGUAAAUCCAACUGAUCCAGAAUGAGUGUUUGGGUUCUCUGUCAUGUGACCACUGCUGAAUGUGUAUGGAAGACAAUGCGGAUGUGCAAGGAAAAAUUUCACUUUGACAAAAAAAAAGAGAAAAAAACUCAAGUGCCUCUAUUCGUGUCCAGUGGGAACUGCUCUAUUUAUUUAAGAACAAAGAAUGAAUCUAAGUGAUUUUCCAUACCAUAUUGGUACAAAUAUGAGAUUGUUUUUGGUAAAAUCAAAUGUUUCCAUGAGCUUUUUACUAGCGUUUAUGAUGACACUGUGCUUUGGCUUUAAGGAAAAGACAGUAUGUGAUUUCAAGUGUCAGAUUUCCAUCAGUUGUUGUUCUUUUUUUUCCUUGAUGUUUUGAGGGUUUGUCUCAAAUGCCUGAUAUGAAAAAUAUUGCAUGCAAUAAAUGGUAGCGUCAGACCAACGGCCAUUUGUCUGCCAUGUUUCUGUUGAAGGAGUGUUGCUUUAAAUGCCUCAAGUUUACUGCUAAUACUUUGACAUUCAGGAUGAUGCUUUGACAAGCCCAAACGUUGUGUAAAUACAAACGUAAUCAACUCCACCGUUCCAUGGAAGGAAAAAGCACCCCAGAUCAUGAUGGUGCCCCCUAAAACCUUUCAGGUGGGACCUCUUUGUAUAAAACUUUCCUCCACCCUGCAAUGUCCCAUGUUUGGUGCUCUCAUGCAAAUUCCUCGUGAAAUAUUGUGACUUUGAAGGGAAACCAGGCCUUUGAAGAUGUUUACUUCUUAAAACUUGUCUUCCAGAUGCCAUCUGAUGGUUAUUGGACUGCACUCAGCGCCAAUAACAACCUUCAUUUGGUCCUUUUGUCUUGGUAGAAAGCCAAUUGGAUUGUCCGGUGACAUUUUAGGGGGUCUACCGCUUGACUUUUUUGUUCCAUAACCCUCGCAAUCUUGUUUGAGAAGUUUGAAAUGGAGCACCUAGAGAAACUCAAACCUUCUUAUUAGCAAUAAGCCUUCAGAUGGAAGGUUACCUCAAAUUUUAAUUCAGUCCAUGAAAGGAGUUGCUGCCGUUAAAAGAUGACCUUGUACGUUGCAGCCUCCCAAAUAUUGCAGAAAAAAGGUCUCCCUUAUGGAGGUUGUAAUGCACGCAUACACCCUCUUGGGCCAUCUGUUACCGUUCCUUCCGUCAUCGCCACGCCUUCCCCCUGCUCCUCUUCAUUCCUGCUGUGAGGUGGAGGAGCUGCAGCUCCAUCCUCGUCUGUACGCUCACAGUCUGACAGGAAAGAAACCAACGAGCGUUGCAUCAAUUAGGAUAGCAAAUGAAUGGAUAAUAAGGUCCUACAUGCUUACAGUAGACAGGUUUGUCAUCUUCCUCAUCAUCGCACCGUGGUCGGAGUCCUCGUAGACGUUGUUGUCCUGGGAGGGGUCAUCUUCUAGCAUGUACAGCUCUCCUGCAUGGACGUCUGACACGUUGACCUUUAAGAUGAGAGACAUUGACGCGUGUGGCAAAUAUCAGUGACCUGAGACACACGACAGGCUUUCAGAAAGAUGAAGUUCCUGUCCUUUCAUUACGGGGGGGGCUCACAACUUGAGCAC